GCAGUCAGGCAAUGUCGCCGCCUCGCCAUCCAUCUCACCGACCGGCCGCCCGCGGAUGCUAAACGCUCAAAGGACAAAUUUGAUCAGCUCGCUCAACCGAUGGCCCAUCCCCGAACUCCCUGACACCGGCACAUCGCCAGGGAAAACGCGGGCAUCUGCGAAGCGAUAGGUGAAGAAAGGGAAAAGGGGCUAGCUAGAUUGUGGAGACUAUUGUGCGCCUGGGGUCGGCCAGGGGAGAGAGAGCGAGAAAGAGAGAGAGAGAGCGAGCGAACGAACGAAAGAAGCGCCAGCGGUCUGAUGCUGCAGAAAAUUCGCCAUUGUUUGGAUGAGCAAGCCAAGCCAACGAUAGCGUUUAGAAGCAACGCAAACUCUUCUCGCCCCGUCUUUCAUUCGCAAGGGGUCCUCCACAUCACAACAAUGGCUCCAUCGCUGAUCUACGUGGUAUAUCUGCUUUUCAGCAUCCAGGGCCUGUCAGCCUUCCAGGUGACCCUACGAGACGAGUCCUUGAUAUCCAUGGCGUUAGAACCCUCGGACCUCAGAGAAAACGUCACGGCGUACGCAGUCCGAAUCUCAGGAGAGCCCCGCACCCACUUUUUGCCCUUCCAGAACCAGAACGUCAACCAGAACCUGAGUGAGGGUUUGGGUCAGCAGGUGGUCCUGCCCGCCCCACUGCUCUUCAACACCUCUUUCCAUGGCCUGGCCUACACAGUGGGCCUGCUGGUGGAGAACGGAACCGGAAGGGCCUGGUCGAAACCGGUCGAAACCAGAACCAUACUCACAAAGCCCCUUCCCCUGGACGGCGUGCUAAUCUCAGAUUACAAAUCCUCUCCGGAGACGGGGGUGGUGUUCGAGAUUAGCUCGCCCGAGAGGAACGUCUUCAGCCGGGUGAACAUCAGCUAUGCCGAGGGCCGCGAGCUGCGAUACAUGCUCUACAAAGACUUCUCCAGGGGGAAGACGGUCUUCAAGCACUGGCUGCCAGGAACCUGCUACAGCAACAUCACCUUCCAGCUCAUCUCCGAGGCAACGGCCAAUAAGAACACUCUGGUGAGACGGAGUGACAUCAGCCAUGAGCCACGGCAACACAGAACAGUGCCCAAUCCCCCACUGAACAUCUCACUGAAGGUGGUACACCUCAAUAGGGAGGGCGUCCGGGAGAGUUUGGUGAGAGAGAGCCCAUCGGAAUUGGGUGGUGGUGGUGCUCGCGCCGCCAGAGACGUACCCCUCAUGGAGGAGCAGGAGCAGGGGCAGGAGCAGUCAGAGUUGGCCGGCAGACAGGAGGAGGCGGCGGGCUCAGAUUCCGCUACCUUGACCCCCAAGCCCCCAAGUCGGAACGGCAGCGAUCCCGACCGCACGACAGACGACUACGCUGAUGUGAACGCUCAAGACUCAGAUGCUGUGACCAGUCUGCCAUCAUCGUCUGAAAAGGCUGACAACAACCAAUCGGCCGAGGUGGUGACGCCGUUUCAUUGGCCGAGGCCCACGGGAAGUCCCUCGCUGACGGAGGACGACUUUGUGAAUGCGGUGGUGCCGGAGUACGAGGACUCGAACGAGCCCGGCUCGGCCAUGGACAUCGCCAGGGAGACGGAAGCAUUGGUUACCCCGACCCCACUGCCCCCCAUCCUCCUGGAGCUAAGAUGGCUGCCCCCUCGCCCCCCCACCACCUAUGACGGCUUCAACAUAUACAUCUACAGAGAUGGGAACUCCACAGAAACUGCUAUGGUGGACGAGAACACUCACGAGUUCUUCACGGAGCUGACGGAACCCGGAACAUACCAUGUGCGGGUCACCACCCUUAGCUCCACUGGCGACUGUGAAGCCAGAGAGAGCACGGCAGACACGGGAUUCACCUUCUACCUCAGUCCCAGUGGUGAGUGGCUGCAGCAGCCUACGGAGCGUCCCCACUCGGUGCACGUGCGUCUGCUGACCUCCACCACGGCGGCGGUGAGCUGGGCCCCCGCCACCCAGAGCCACAACGGCAGCCUGGUGUCCGUGCUGUCCAUGACCUGCCUCAAGCCCAGCCUCAGCCAGCGCAUGGAGACCACCUUCUGCUCAGAGGAGAACAUCACCAGUGACAUCAUCACCAACCUGACUCCAGGAGCACAGUACAGGGUGGUGGUGUACCACACCAACGGGCCCCUCAUCAGCCCUCCCUCUGAGCCAGUCAUCAUUGACAUCGAGGCAACCGGGGUGUGGGACCUGGUGGUGUACCCGCUCAGCCCCACGGCGGUCAUCCUGAGUUGGCAGAGGCCGUACCACGUGGCGUUCCGCAAGUACGUCCUGCAGACCUUCUACUUCAACCCCGCCACGCUGGCCUCCGAGUGGACCACCUACUACGAGAUCGCCGCCACCGCCUCCGUCAUCGCCUCUGUGAGAGUGACCGACCUCCUGCCUGCCUGGUACUACAACUUCCGAGUUACCAUGGUGACGUGGGGUGACCCCCAGCUCAACUGUUGUGACAGCUCCACUGUCAACUUCGUCACAGCUCCGGAGGCGCCCCACAUCUCCUCAGUGGAGUACUCCCAUGGGCAGCUGUAUGUGCGCUGGACCUACGGGGACCUGUUCACCGACCUCUCCCACUCCCGCGUGCUGCACUGGCAGGUGGUGGCCGAGGGCAAGAAGGGCGCCCGCAAACGCUUCUCCACCGACGUGACCCGCACUAUGAUGAAGACCAGCAUGUCACUGCCACCUGGGGACAUCUACAACCUGACGGUCACCGCCUGCACCGAGCGAGGACGCAACACCUCCAUGCCACACAUCAUCAAACUCGAACCAGCCCCUCCCAAGUCCCUGUAUGCAGUGAACGCUACGCACAGCGCUGUGACUCUACUGUGGAGUGAAGAGGGGGUGGUGGACUUCUACCAAGUGUCCUGCAAACCCCUGGGACCCAACAAAGAGCUCAAGUCUCGUGAGCCCCAGACUGCGCACUCUCACGUGUCCACGGUGGGGGGCCUUCUGCCCUCCUCCUCCUACAACUGCAGCGUCAUAGGAAUCAGCUACAGCACGCCCAGCGACCCCGCCUACAUCACCAUCACCACACUGGGGAGGGAGAUGAACCCUAGCGUGGCGGCCAUCUCGGCUCUGGCCGUACUGAGCGUGCUCCUCAUCAGCCUCCUGGUGCUCUUCCUGCUCGUCCUGCGCAAGAAGCACAUGCAGAUGACCAGGGAGUGCGGGGCUGAGACCUUUGUGAAUUUUGCCUCCUUUGAGCGGGAUGGCAAAAUGCCAUACAACUGGCGAAGGAGCUUCUUUGCCUUCCUUACUCUUCUGCCAUCCUGCCUAUGGACUGACUAUCUUUUGGCUUUUUAUAUUAAUCCGUGGAGCAAGACCGCACUAAAGAAAAGGAAACUAACAAGUCCCGUACAGCUAGACGACUUUGAUCCCUACAUCAAAGACAUGAGCAAAGACUCGGCCUACAAGUUCUCACUGCAGUUUGAGGAGCUGAAGAGUGUAGGUCUGGAUCUUUCCCAUGAGGCUGCUGACCUGCCUGUCAAUAGGCCCAAAAAUCGCUACACUAACAUCCUGCCAUAUGAUUUUAGCCGAGUCAAGCUCAUCUCCAUGCACAACGAUGAGGGCUCAGAUUACAUCAAUGCCAACUACAUACCGGGCUACAACUCUCCUCGUGAGUACAUCGCCACGCAGGGCCCUCUGCCCGAGACCAGGAAUGACUUCUGGAAGAUGGUGCUGCAGCAGAAAUCCCACAUCAUCGUCAUGCUCACUCAGUGCAACGAGCGCAGGCGGGUAAAAUGCGAUCACUACUGGCCCUUCACGGACGAGCCUGUGGGCUACGGGGAGAUCACCGUGGAGAUGCUGUCAGAGUCGGAGUCGGCAGACUGGACCGUCAGAAACUUCAGACUGAACUACGCUGACGAGAGUCAGGACGUGCUGCACCUGAACUACACCUCCUGGCCCGACCACGGCGUGCCCACCGUCAACGCCAUCGAGACCAUCCUGCAGUUUGUGCAGAUCGUCAGGCAACAGGUCAACCGGACCAAGGGGCCCAUCGUAGUGCACUGCAGUGCUGGCGUGGGUCGGACGGGCACGUUCAUCGCACUGGACCGCCUAAUGCAGCACAUACGCGCGCACGAGUUCGUGGACGUGCUGGGCCUUGUCUCGGAGAUGCGCUCCCAUCGCCUCUCCAUGGUGCAGACAGAGGAGCAGUACGUGUUCAUCCACCAGUGUGUGCUGCUGAUGUGGAAGAAGAAGAAGCAGCAGUCGGUCACCAGUGACGUCAUCUAUGAGAACGUCUCCAAGUCGUAAUGCCAUCACAACAAGCAACCACAUGCUCAGUUGUGACCAUUCACACUCCUCUCUCUCUCUCUUUCUCUCUCUCUCUUAUCUCUCCUCUCCGUUCCUGGUGAAGUGCUGCGGAGAAAUCUUCAACAGCAAAACCAAAACAACAAGUAUGAGGGAAGGAGAGAUCAAGAAACUCAACACAACAAAAACAAAAACAAAAACAAAAAAAUAAAUAAACACAUGAACAUCCGAGAAGAGAAGACAAGACAAAACUACGUAGUACCGCCAUGGGCUACUGUAUAUGUGUUCGAAAUAAAUACAAUUCUCUGGUA
Molecule: messenger RNA, 4562 nt
Organism: Engraulis encrasicolus (European anchovy)
Lineage: Eukaryota; Metazoa; Chordata; Actinopteri; Clupeiformes; Engraulidae
Gene: ptpro
Product: protein tyrosine phosphatase receptor type O
Exons: 29
Coding region: 298-4254 (1318 amino acids)
Biological process (GO): regulation of glomerular filtration; negative regulation of canonical Wnt signaling pathway; peptidyl-tyrosine dephosphorylation involved in inactivation of protein kinase activity
Cellular component (GO): GABA-ergic synapse; glutamatergic synapse; plasma membrane
Molecular function (GO): Wnt-protein binding; cadherin binding; protein tyrosine phosphatase activity
Source: RefSeq, a predicted model, not a curated record